Messenger RNA from Trichoplax adhaerens, 1623 nucleotides. RefSeq lists its product as uncharacterized. Gene Ontology annotation, molecular function: structural constituent of nuclear pore. NCBI's taxonomy places the organism in Eukaryota, Metazoa, Placozoa, Uniplacotomia, Trichoplacea, Trichoplacidae. The record is from RefSeq and is a predicted model, not a curated record. Gene Ontology annotation, biological process: mRNA export from nucleus; protein import into nucleus; positive regulation of DNA-templated transcription. Gene Ontology annotation, cellular component: nuclear pore outer ring. The coding region runs from base 1 to 1623 and encodes 540 amino acids. The transcript is spliced from 18 exons.
AUGGUCAUUCAUACGAUUAUUCCAAAAUCAGUUAUAACUGGACAAUUGCGAAGUAAAUGGGAUAGGAAGAACGGAAUUGCAGUUUUUCCGGGCUCCAGUGAUUUUUCUAAUUCAGUUAAGGAUGAAAGGGCUGAAUUUAAUAUAUGGGAAGUCCAGCUUGAUCCGAAACGGUACGAAGGAUUGGCUCGUCGUGUUAUCAGCGAAUCUCACGAUCACUGCUUAAACUUUUAUAUGGGAGACCGCGUAAAAAUGGGGUUACUUGAAUGGAUUGUUUGGCACUUUCCUCAAGUCGAUGAGCUGCAUAAAAAAAUGAUCCUUGAAGCUCACGUAAUCCGUGAACAUCGGAAUUACUGGCCUACUAUUUAUGGAUAUGUUGUGAGUGGACGCAUGAAUUCUGCAGUAGAAUUGUUAAAUGUAUCGGUCAAGGACUCAAAUGAUAAAAGUGACUCGUCUCCUGAAUAUGUUUUGAAGUGGAGGCAUUGGCAACAGGAAUGUCGCAAUAGCUUGACUGGUGAUAUCCAACAGCAUAGACAUUUACAUAGAUUAUGUAGGUCUAGUACUGGGAAUGUGAAGUUAGCUACUGAUAUCUAUAAAAGCCGCAAAGUAAAAAUAAUUUCUGAUCUGUUACAGAUAUUAUGUGGCGAUGAAAAAGUUUUACAGGAGUUAAGUAAUGAAGGCGUCAUUCACACGUGGUACCAUCUUUUAGUUGUUCAUAUACUAUUUCGAAAUCCAACUACAAAAGUUUACGAUCUUCACUACAGUAUUGAUCUGUCGUUAGAAUUAUUUUAUGGUGACAAAUCGCGUUUAGGAAAAUUGGAUGAAGUAAUAUCUGCCAUUUUCCUGUUAGACACUGUGCGAGUCAUUAAAGAAGCCAGUUAUGGAACUGACUUGAGGGAAUAUUUGCUGUUGGAGUACGGAUCUUCGUUAAUGAGUGCUAGAUAUUAUUUGGAACAGUACAUAUCUAGGAUUCCUUUAGAUAGCGAGAAGAAGACUCGAAAGGUGCUGCAUGUUUGUGAAAAGUAUGGUUUAUCGACGGAUCUAGCAGAUAUUUGCCGAGAAGAAUGUAUGACCGCCAUACGUAGAGAAAAACUAGGUUCAGCGAUAUCUUGGGCAUUAUACGUUAAGGAUGUCACUCUGAUUAAUUAUAUUGUCGAUUGCUACAUGUCCGCGUACAUCAAAGACGGUAACGCUGAUCGUCUUGCAAUAGUAGACGACAUUGGAGCAGCCAUAACGUUAACUGGUCAAUUAGCAUUUUUAGGGAAAUUCAGAGAAUUUCAUACAUUUUGUAAUACUGGAAAUCUCGUUGAUGCAGCAUCUAUCUUGGUUUUACUUAUGGUUGAUGGCUUAGCUUCUAAAAAAUAUUGGUGGAUGUUGUUAUUGGAUGCUAUUCCGUUAUUUGAAACUGAAGAGAUUUUAUUUGACAGCGAUCAAACAUACGAGUUACUUCGGUGUUUAACUGAGAUUGAACUUUCGCUACGGGGGCCUGGUGAUAGCUGGAGCAAUCGCUUAACAUUGAAACAGCAAGUUCACAAAAAUUCUGAAGUUUUACAUGACGCUUUAAAUACAAUUCGAAUCGCCUUGGCUCGUAACCUCGCACGCGCUCACAUUAAUGAAGAACAAUGA